Molecule: messenger RNA, 1151 nt
Organism: Setaria italica (foxtail millet)
Lineage: Eukaryota; Viridiplantae; Streptophyta; Magnoliopsida; Poales; Poaceae
Product: epoxide hydrolase A
Molecular function (GO): hydrolase activity
Source: RefSeq, a predicted model, not a curated record
GGGAAUCUGAAGUCGAUGGAUAAGCCAAUGAUCAUACAACAGGAUCAUUUUCCAACCAGAGGAAGCAAGAGCGGCGAGCCAAGCAUGGACGGCGGCGGCGCGGUCGAGGUGCGGCACUGGAACGCGGACGUCAACGGCGUCUCCAUCCACGUCGCCGAGCAGGGGCCCGCGGAUGGGACGGUGGUGCUCCUCCUCCAUGGCUUCCCGGAGCUCUGGCUCUCCUGGCGCCACCAGAUGGCCGCGCUCGCCGCCCGCGGCUUCCGCGCCGUCGCCCCCGACCUCCGCGGCUACGGCGACUCCUCCGUCCCCGCCGACCCCGCCGCCUACUCCAUCUAGGUGUUCGUGGUUGGGCACGACUGGGGCGCGCAGGUGGCGUGGCACCUCUGCCUGUUCCGGUCGGACCGGGUGCGCGCCGUCGUCACCAUCGGGAUUCCCUUCUUCCCCCGCAGCCCUCGCUCGAUUUCUGAGACGUUCGCGGAUCUCGGUGAUGGCUUCUACAUCACGCAGUUCCAGGAGCCUGGAAGAGCUGAAAGGGCAUUUGCUCGUUACGACGUUGCGACCGUGCUAAAGAAGUUCUACUCCAUUGAAUUCGACAACCUCACUGCUCCUCCUGGAGUAGAGAUCAUCGACUUCCUCGAGGCACCUUCCUCGCCACUCCCCUGGAUCACCGAGGAAGAGCUGAGCCAGUAUGCCGAAAAGUUUCAGAAGUCUGGGUUCACAGGGCCCCUCAACUACUACCGCAUGAUGGACAUGAACUGGAGGCUUACUGCACCAUGGAGCGGUGCGAAAAUUACUGUGCCUGCCAAGUUCAUCGCCGGCGAUAAGGACAUCGGUGCCAAGUCCUUUGGAAUUGAGCAGUACAUCAAGAGUGGGGGGUUGAAGUCCAAUGUUCCAGAUCUUGAUGUUGCCAUCAUCGACGGUCACCAUUUCCUGCAGCAAGAGCAGGCCGAGAGAGUGAACUCUGAGAUACUUUCCUACCUGAACAAGUUUGCCAGCGAGUAGAGAGGCUAGAGGCUUCAUCAGCAUGAUGUUACUCUGCAGUCGUGUCGUGUAUGGGAAAACCAACAAAUCUUUGGGAGACUGUUAGCCAGUUUUUCCUGAACUGAAACGUAGAAUAACUGAAUAAAGCCCCGUUUGGUUACUUUGACUUA